AUGGUCCGCGUCUCUGUUUUGAACGACUGCCUGAACAACAUUGUCAACGCCGAGCGGCGGGGCAAGCGCCAGGUCCUCGUCCGACCUUCCUCCAAGGUCAUCGUCAAGUUCCUCAGCGUCAUGCAGCGUCACGGCUACAUCGGCGAGUUCGAGAUCGUCGACGACCACCGCUCCGGCAAGAUCGUCAUCCAGCUCAACGGCCGGCUGAACAAGACGGGUGUCAUCUCUCCCCGCUACAACAUCCAGGCACCCCAGAUUGAGUCGUGGGUGAACUUGCUCCUGCCUGCUCGUGGCUUCGGCAUCAUCAUCCUCACGACAUCGUCUGGCAUCCUCGACCACGAGGAGGCGCGUCGCAAGAACGUCGGUGGCAAGCUGCUGGGCUAUGUGUACUAG
This is a messenger RNA of Fomitopsis serialis, 393 nucleotides long. Its product is annotated as ribosomal protein S15a. Gene Ontology annotation, molecular function: structural constituent of ribosome. The record is from RefSeq and is a predicted model, not a curated record. NCBI's taxonomy places the organism in Eukaryota, Fungi, Basidiomycota, Agaricomycetes, Polyporales, Fomitopsidaceae. Gene Ontology annotation, cellular component: ribosome; cytosolic small ribosomal subunit. The coding region runs from base 1 to 393 and encodes 130 amino acids. Gene Ontology annotation, biological process: translation. The transcript is spliced from 5 exons.